GUGGAACAAGCCGUCAUGCAGGCGUCCUGGGGGGCGUGCACGCCUGUCAGGGGGGCCUCCGCGGUCAGUGACUCCCCCCUCCUGGGGGCAGCGCCUCCGUGUGACGUCAGCUGCAGGGCGAAGGGGCAGAUCUCGCCGGGUCCGACCUGCAGGGUGGCAACACGCCUGGGUCCAGAGGAACGCUCAGGGAUGGAGGCGGUCCUGAGGAAGAUCCGGAUCCAGAACCAGCUGGUCCGGGAGUGCCUGGCUGAAUGUCUGGGGGUCUACGUUCUGAUUCUUUUUGGAUGUGGUUCUGCUGCACAGGUGACCACGUCACAAGAGAGGAGGGGCCACUACCUGUCCAUCAACCUGGGAUUCGCUCUGGGCGUCACAUUCGGGGUCUUUGUGUCUCGCGGCGUCUCAGGGGCCCACCUCAACCCGGCCGUUUCUCUCAGCUUGUGCGUUUUGGGCCGACAUCCGUGGCUGAAGCUGCCCUUCUACGUGGCCUUUCAGCUCUUCGGGGCCUUUCUGGCUGCAGCGACUGUGGGCCUCCAGUACUACGACGCCAUCAGGACGUACGGAGGAGAUCAGCUGACGGUGACGGGCCCCAGAGCCACGGCGGGAAUAUUCUCCACCUACCCGGCAGACUAUCUGAGCCUGUGGGGCGGGGUUGUCGACCAGGUGGUCGGCACCGCCGCCCUGCUGCUGUGCCUCCUGGCUCUCGGGGACCAGAGGAACACCCCCGUCCCUGACGCCGUCCAGCCCGUCCUGGUGGGCUUACUGGUGCUGGUCAUCGGCGUCUCCAUGGGUUCGAACUGUGGAUACGCUCUGAACCCGGCCAGGGACCUGGGCCCCCGCUUGUUCACGUACAUCGCUGGCUGGGGAGCGGAUGUCUUCAAGGCUGGAGGGGGCUGGUGGUGGGUGCCCAUAGUGGGACCGUGUGCCGGAGCUCUGCUGGGAACCCUGAUCUACCAGCUGAUGGUUGGAGUCCACCAUCCUCCGCUUCCCUCCGAGUGCCAGACCUCCUGUGAGGAAGCCACGGAAACCAAGAUGGAGCUGGAGGCGGAGUCAUACUUAAAGAGCCGCUGCUGAAAAGGGGGGAGAGGCAGCCCCCCCCACUGGUUCUGGUUCUGGAGAACUAAAGCCGUGAGGUUAAAGUCAUUUUCUGCAGCCACAGUCCAGAAACCUGCGUCACUUUGACUCUAGAGCUGUGCGUUCACGCGAUUGGCCCCUUACCUGUCCACGGUGAAGCCCCUCCCCUGACAGGAGUGGGCGUCGUCCAGCGCCCCCAUGACCCUUAACGGGAGACGGAGGGUCUCCGAUCAGGAGUUCUCCCAUCAAACUCUGUUUCCAGGAAAGCACAGAUUCUGAUUUUAAAGGUUUGGAUUCGUGGUGCAGCGGUUUGCACCUUCAGAAGGCCCCGGUUCAAAUCCCAGCUGGGUUCACCCUGUGGGCCGUCCCCCGACCUCCCACUGUCCACAAACAGUGGGCCCCAGUGAGUUCAGGACGUGGAUGGACGGAGGUUUGAAUCCCAUCUUUGUUCAGACAGAAUCCAUAAAUAUAAAUCUAUAAAAGCUGAAACUUUUCACUUUCCCUGAAUGAAAAUUAUUUAAACGACGUUUGGAAAUUUACAAGACUGUAAAAGACGCCUUUAGAGCCGAGGACGUCGUCUUUUAUUGCACUUCUGGGUUUCACAGACGCAGCAGAAGUUAUGAGGUCAUCGACUCUGAGGGGGGGAGUCGGUUGUUUAUGUUUUGAUGCUGUUAACCUAAAAAUAGAGAAAAGCGGGUCAACCUGACUUUAAAGACCCGGAUUGUUCUCAGGGCCUCCAGAGUUAAUGUUUUAGAACAAGGAGCCGCUUUUCCAGGAGAAAAGGCAGGUGGAAUGUUUUAUUACUGAAUGCAAAUGAAACUUAAAGGGUCAAAAUAAAGAAAUGAUCAAAGUUGA
Molecule: messenger RNA, 1926 nt
Organism: Oryzias latipes (Japanese medaka)
Lineage: Eukaryota; Metazoa; Chordata; Actinopteri; Beloniformes; Adrianichthyidae
Gene: aqp10b
Product: aquaporin 10b
Biological process (GO): glycerol transmembrane transport; water transport
Cellular component (GO): plasma membrane; basolateral plasma membrane
Molecular function (GO): glycerol channel activity; water channel activity; urea transmembrane transporter activity
Source: RefSeq, a predicted model, not a curated record